Messenger RNA from Diabrotica balteata, 888 nucleotides. The record is from the annotation of a GenBank genome assembly. NCBI's taxonomy places the organism in Eukaryota, Metazoa, Arthropoda, Insecta, Coleoptera, Chrysomelidae.
AUGAGUUGUACAAAUUCUCUUAAAAAAAUAGUUCUUAUAACAGGUGCCAACAAGGGCCUUGGUUUCGAGAUAGCUCUAAAAUUAUCGCAAAAAAACUUCAAAGUUAUCAUGGCAGAUAAAGAUAAACAAUCUGAGUCCAGAAACAAAAUUAUCUGCAUGUCCGGUAACGAAGAUGUUUACGAUUAUUUUUUGGAUCUCUCUUCGUUUGAAUCAGUUAGAUGUUUUUCUAAAAAACUCUUAGAAAAAGUAAGUUAUGUUGAUGUUCUGGUUAAUAACGCUGGUAUAUUUUGUAUGAAGAAGUGCAGAACUAUUGACUGCUUAGAUGGUGUGAUGCAGGUGAAUCAUUUAGGUCCGUUUUUAUUAACUCAUUUAAUGGUGGAUAUGCUAAAGACAUCUCAAAACCCAAGGAUAAUAUUCGUUACCUCUAAUGGUUCUUUCUUCCAUAAUCUUACAGUUGAAAAGUUGAAGACUCCUGAUUAUUUUACUCCUCAUUUCAUUUCAGGUGCUAUUCAUUACUAUAACACCAAACUUUGCAAUAUGAUAGCUUCUAAAGGUUUUGCAGAAAAAUUACGAAAAUCCAAUAUUAUGAGUAACUGUGUACAUCCACGAAUGAUGAAUACUACUCUUUUAACGGCAAGUCAUAAAGGAAAAGGAGACUUUUUAUCGAAUAUGGAGGAAUCGGUUGCAAAGUUUAUUGUAAAAAGUGUCACUAGGGAUGCAAGCCAGUGUGUAAAUGCUGUAGCUUUCUUAGCGUAUUCCGACAAAGUUAAAAAUGUAUCCGGAAGGUAUUUUUGUAAUUACCAAGUUCACAGAGAACCUAAAGUUUUGGAAGAUAAGCAGUUUUGUGAUGCAAUUUGGAAGGAAAGUGAAAAACUUGUAGGCUUGUGA